AUGAAGUUCUCUGUCGCUGCUGCUUCCUCCUUCAUCGCAGCCACUGUCGCAGCCACCCUCCCAGAGGCCUUCACCUUAGUCGCAGAGGGCGGAUACACUGUCCUCACUGAUGGAACCAAUGCCUUUAUUGGCGCCGACGCGACCACCCAUCCCAUCCUCCUCUUGAGACCAGCUAGCAACGGCAUGGUCAGCUACACAGCACAAGACCAGACCCCGACCGGCUGGCAGAAUCUGUACGUCGUCCAGGACACCAACGAGCCUAUUGCUUUGACUGUUCCUCAUUCGGGCGCCACUCCUGCCGGAGCCAACCUGACCGGCUUUGGGGUGAAUGACGAGGGAUACUUCACCGUUGGGGGGGAGACUCUAUUCGGCGUGUUGGCUGAUGCUGGAGAGAGCAAGGAGGUUUACUGGGUUGGUGGGGAAGACGGCCAGUUCCAGAAUGCCCCUCUUUGGGUGAAGGAGUGUAAGGGCUGCUAA
Messenger RNA from Aspergillus thermomutatus, 477 nucleotides. RefSeq lists its product as uncharacterized. The record is from RefSeq and is a predicted model, not a curated record. The coding region runs from base 1 to 477 and encodes 158 amino acids. The transcript is spliced from 3 exons. Lineage: Eukaryota; Fungi; Ascomycota; Eurotiomycetes; Eurotiales; Aspergillaceae.